Molecule: messenger RNA, 1841 nt
Organism: Brassica rapa (field mustard)
Lineage: Eukaryota; Viridiplantae; Streptophyta; Magnoliopsida; Brassicales; Brassicaceae
Product: allene oxide cyclase 2, chloroplastic
Biological process (GO): jasmonic acid biosynthetic process
Molecular function (GO): allene-oxide cyclase activity
Source: RefSeq, a predicted model, not a curated record
AUUGUGCAGAAAAGACCUAGUAGCAUGUGUUAUAAAGUGGACUUUUAUGGUCAAUAAAUAAUAAACUAAAAGAACAGGCUAUACAUAAUCAUUGGCUUUGAGAGAUGUACCAGAAUAAGUACGGUGCGGAGGAGAGGGGAUAAACCAUAUGUUCCUCAUGUGCGUUGUGUUUUUUUUGGGUCUCAUGUUUUGUGAGCUAUUUUUGAUCCAAAGUAUGUAAUUUAAAAAUGUAAUUCUCAUUUUGUUAAAUUUUUAUCAAGUGAUAAAAUAAUACUAGAAAAUAUUAGUCCAAGUUUAAUAGUUACUAAACUAUACAGGUAUGUAACAAACUCUUAUUAUCAUAAGUUCCAUUCAUAUUUUUUAUUUUGUUUAUUGAUGGUACAAUUCGUCCAAUCCGUUUAUUCUGCACUGUUUGAUGAUCCGUCCAAUCCAUUUGUUUCGUAUUAACCACAAUUAUUCUGACCUAUCUAUUUGUUUCAUUAUCCGUCCAAACCUUCCAAAGAGGAAACCAUUUCUAAUAAAUAGUUAUUUAAGCUAUUUCUCUAAGCAUUUAAAUCAAAUGUCUUGGUUUCUUUACAUCUGGCCCAAGAACGUAGUUAGUAGACUCAUGCAUUCUAAGCUUCACGGAUCGCACGUUUUUGUAUUUUUAUUUAUGUGGUUCAGGGACCGACCAUAAGUCAUCCAAGUUCCAACCAAACACAUGGACCAACCAUUUCCACGUGCCGACCAAAACCAAAUGCAAAUUCUUCAAUCUGUCCCAACAAUUCAAAUUCACACACACACACACGUGCCGACCAUGGAAAUCACUUUAUACGAACGUUUAACUUAUCACAAUAAUUCAUCAUCGAAAUAUGUAUAUAUAUGCACACACCAUUGACAUUCGUAGAACUCAAACACACUAAAACAUAAACCAUAGCUUUUCAACCAAAACACAGCGUCUUAAAGUCUCUUUGAUCAAAUGGCUUCUUAUGCGAUGUCUCUCCAAUCCAUCUCCACGACAACUCUCAACAAUCUCUCCUGUAACCACCAAUCUCAUCGUAACUCUCUUCUCGGUUUCUCUAAACACUUCAAGACUCUUGGGAUCUCAUCCAACGGUUCGGGUUUCUCCUCUCGUUCAACUUCCACUCCCGAGAACCUCACUCUGUCCCGAGCUCUCUCCCAGAACGGACAUAUCGAAAACUCCAGACCAAGUAGAAUUCAAGAACUGAGCGUGUACGAGCUCAACGAACUAGACCGACACAGCCCAAAAAUCCUGAAAAACGCCGCUAGCCUAACGUUCGGUCUCGGCGAUCUCGUCCCAUUCACCAACAAACUCUACACUGGCGACCUCAAGAAGCGCGUGGGAAUCACCGCCGGUCUUUGCGUCGUGAUCGCACACGUCCCGGAGAAGAAAGGUGAACGGUUCGAAGCCACUUACAGCUUCUACUUCGGCGACUACGGUCACUUAUCCGUCCAAGGACCGUACCUGACGUACGAGGACUCGUUCCUCGCCAUCACCGGUGGCACUGGAAUAUUCGAAGGUGCUUACGGACAGGUCAAGCUUCAACAGCUUGUGUAUCCGACAAAACUGUUAUACACUUUUUACCUCAAGGGUCUUGCUGGUGAUUUGCCGGCGGAGCUCACCGGGACUCCGGUUCCUCCAUCCAAGGACGUGAAGCCUGCGCCGGAAGCUAAGACAUUGGAGCCUAGCGGAGUUAUUUGUAACUUUACUAAUUAAAUUCAUUAUGCUUUUUGUGUCUUUGUAUAAUGAAAUAUUAUUAUUUUUAAUAAAGAACAAUAGCAAGUUACUAGAUAUAAAUUUUCUUGCAAGAAAAGAAGUUAAAAGCUAUUAACUUCACUUU